Messenger RNA from Didymodactylos carnosus, 855 nucleotides. Lineage: Eukaryota; Metazoa; Rotifera; Eurotatoria; Philodinida; Philodinidae. The record is from the annotation of a GenBank genome assembly.
AUGGGUAAUUCAAAUAGUAGAUCAAGACCAUCAAGAUCGCGAACGUCAUCUUCGACUCUUCAUCAAAAAGGUGUUAGUCAAACACGAUCUUCAUCAAGCGGAGCAUCAACCAUUCGACGGAGAUCAAGAUCACUGAGUGGUCGAUCACGUGGUGUGCCGUUAAUAAAAGAAUAUGAUGUUGGCUUUUACAGCGAUCUUUCAAAACAUCGUAUUAUACUCGAACACCAAGAUUUUAUUCUUCAUCAUCUUGUGCAGAGAUCAGUUGGUAAAGCGUUGAUACCCAGCUAUCAUGAGAAUAAUGGUGUAUGCAUUGUACUACGUCGAAAGGCACAUGAAAAAAUACAAACACUUGAAAAAUCAGAUAACGAGGAUAAAACGGCUCGUCAAAUAUUAGCCGAUGAUAUAUUGAAAAAUAAACAGUCGGGGGUAGUACCCAAUAAAGUUUUAUUAACUGCUGUUCUUUUACAUUACUCCAGAUAUCCAACUGUUUUUGAACAAUUGGCAAUAGUUGAUUCAAGGUUAGAUAUUAUAAUUCAUUACCUUGAAAAAUUGGUUCGUAAAGAUGAAAAAACAAAAUAUUUAUUAAAAUACGGAAAUAAUUUAUCGUCAUUACCACAGGAUGUUCAACUAUUUUUAAAAAAUCAUACUAGUGGAAAUGUUGCUUCAAUUUCAACAAAUCCAAAAUCGAAUGAUACAAUUUCAGGAACUUAUUUAAUUCAUCGAGAAUAUGAUAUUAAACAACGCCAACAUGUUCAAUUGAAAAUAAGAAUUGAAUAUGUCCGAGGAGAAAAGUAUGGUAAUUCUCUGGCAACGAUAACAACAAGAUAUUAUAAUAUUAUUUAUGAAUGGUCAUAA